UGAGAGUGAGUUUGUGUGUGAGUGUGUGUGUGUGUGUGUUUGAGUUGUGAGUGUUCUGUGCUUGUGUGAAGUUUUCAGUGGAUUUAAGUUGUAAAUGGUUCGUUCACACAUUCAGAGCAUUUGCUGUCAGAUUGUAUUGAGGUGUGUGUGUGUGUUUGUGUGUGAGUGUGUGUGUGAGUGUGAGUGUGUGUGUGAGUGCGCGAGAGGAAGUGAUCAUUGUUCCUGCACAGACAAAAUGAGGAGGGAAACACAGAUCCUGAGAAAAUCCAGAGGAGUUUGAGUGUGAAUCUCACAUGAUCCUGACGGACAGACGCGAGACGAUGAGCAUCUACACACACAGCUGGUGUUGAGUGUGUGUCGGGGACAGCAUGGCUCCUCGGCCGUCCUCAGGAGAGUUAUGGGGUCUUCACCUGAUGCCUCCUCGGAUCCUGGUGGACUGCUGUCUGCCGAACGGGAUCCUGGUGAGUCUGGAGUGUCUGAGAGAAGCUCCUCUGACCAGCAUCAAGCAGCAGCUCUUCAGUGAGGCGCGCAAGUACCCUCUCCACCACCUGCUGCAGGAGGAGUCCUGCUAUAUCUUUGUAGGAGUGACGCAGGAGGCCGAGCGUGAGGAGUUCUACGAUGAGACGCGGCGUCUGUGUGACCUGCGCCUCUUUCACCCCAUCCUCAAAGUCAUCGAGCCGCUGGGGAACAGAGAGGAGAAGAUCCUCAACAGAGAGAUCGGUUUCGCCAUCGGGAUGCCCAUCUGUGAGUUCGAGCUGGUGAAGGACCCGGAGGUGCAGGAAUUCCGCAGGAACAUUCUGAGCGUGUGCAGGGAAGCGGUGGAGGAGCGCGAGGGAGGAGGCGCACACACUCAGGCGCUCUACGUCUAUCCUCCUAACGUGGAGUCCUCCGCCGACCUGCCGCAGCACAUCUACAGCAAACUCGACAAGGGCCGUCUGAUCGUCACCAUCUGGGUGAUCGUGUCCCCGUCCAACUCCAAGCAGAAGUACACUCUGAAGAUCGCACACGACUCUCUGCCGGAGCAGCUGAUCGCAGAAGCCAUCCGUAAGAAGACGCGCAGCAUGCAUCUGUCUGCGCAGCAGCUGCGUCUCUGCGUGCAGGAGUACCAGGGCCAGUACAUGCUCAAAGUGUGCGGCUGCGACGAGUACUUCCUGGAGAAACACCCUCUCUCCCAGUACAAGUACAUCAGGAGCUGCAUCACACUGGGCCGUCUGCCUCACCUCAUGCUGGUCAGUAAGGACAGUCUGUACAGUCAGCUGCCCUCCAGCGGCUUCAUGGCUCCGUCGUACAGCCGGCGCACACCUCAGCCCAGCCCCUGCCCCGGUGGAGCUGACCCCGGGUCACCGCGCUCCCUCUGGGCCUUCAACACACACCUGAGAGUCCGGCUGCUGUGUGCCACCUACGUCAACGUCAACAUCAGAGACAUCGACAAGAUCUACGUCAGGACAGGAAUAUAUCAUGGAGGAGAACCGCUGUGUGACAACGUCAACACACAGAGAGUGCCCUGCUCCAACCCGAGAUGGAACGAGUGGCUGUCGUAUGACAUCUACCUGACCGACGUCCCUCGCUCUGCUCGUCUCUGUCUGUCCAUCUGCUCCGUCAAGGGACGCAAGGGAGCCAAAGAGGAACACUGUCCUCUGGCCUGGGGAAACAUCAACCUCUUCGACUAUAAAGACACGCUGGUCAGUGGGAAAGUGGCUCUGGGUCUGUGGCCGGUUCCUCACGGCCUGGAGGAUCUCCUCAACCCCAUCGGAGUGUCCGGAUCCAACCCAAACAAGGAGACACCGUGUGUGGAGCUGGAGUUCCCCUGGUUUAACCAGACGGUGGUGUUCCCUGAUGAGCAGCAGAUAGAAGAACACGCCAACUGGAGCAUCUCCCGGGAGCUGGGAUACAGCUACUGUCUGGGGCUGAGCAGUCGUCUGGCGUGUGACAGCUCCAUAUCGCAGGUAGACGCCGAGCAACUGCGCACACUGUGCAGUCGAGACCCGCUGUACGAGCUCUCCGAACAAGAGAAAGACUUCCUGUGGAGACAUCGGCAUUACUGUGUGAAUAUUCCAGAAAGUCUUCCCAAACUCCUGCUGUCCGUCAAGUGGAACUCACGGGAUGAAGUGUCACAGAUCUACUGUCUGCUGAAGGACUGGCCGCUCAUGCAGCCUGAAUCUGCUCUGGAGCUGCUGGACUGUAACUUCCCUGAUCCCAUGGUCCGAGAGUUUGCCCUUCGCUGCCUGAUCCAGGGCUUGACAGACGACAAGCUCAGCCAGUACCUGCUGCAGCUCGUGCAGGUACUGAAAUAUGAGAUGUAUCUGGAUAACCCAUUAGCUCGGUUCCUGAUCAAGAAAGCACUGACCAAUCAGAGGAUCGGACAUUUCUUCUUCUGGCAUCUGAAGUCUGAGAUGCACAAUAAAACGGUGUCUCGUCGCUUCGGCCUGCUGCUGGAGGCGUUCUGUCGGGCGUGUGGUAUGUACCUCAAACACCUGAACAGACAGGUGGAGGCCAUGGACAAGCUGGUGAACCUCACAGACACACUCAAACAGGAGAAGAAAGAUGAGACGCAGAAGACUCAGAUGAAGUUCCUGGUGGAGCACAUGUCCCGCCCAGAUUACAUGGAGGCGCUGCAGGGGUUUGUUUCUCCUCUGAACCCCGUACACCAACUGGGCAAUCUCAGGUUGGAGGAGUGCCGUAUCAUGUCUUCAGCCAAGCGGCCACUGUGGUUAAACUGGGAGAAUCCGGAUAUCAUGAGCGAGCUGCUCUUCACCAAUAAUGAGAUCAUUUUUAAAAAUGGAGACGAUCUACGGCAAGAUAUGCUGACACUACAGAUUAUUAAAAUCAUGGAGAAUAUCUGGCAGAAUCAGGGGUUGGACCUACGAAUGUUGCCAUAUGGCUGUCUGUCCAUCGGUGACUGUGUUGGUCUCAUCGAGGUGGUGAAGAACUCGUACACCAUCAUGCAAAUUCAGUGUAAAGGAGGCCUGAAGGGGGCGCUACAGUUCAACAGCAACACACUGCACCACUGGAUCAGAGAGAAGAACAAGGGAGAGGCGUACGACAGAGCCAUCGAUUUAUUCACACGCUCGUGUGCUGGAUACUGUGUGGCCACAUUCAUUCUGGGCAUCGGCGACAGACACAACAGCAACAUCAUGGUUAAGGAGAAUGGACAGCUGUUCCACAUUGACUUCGGUCACUUUCUCGAUCAUAAAAAGAAAAAAUUUGGAUACAAGCGAGAGCGAGUUCCUUUCGUUCUCACACAAGACUUCCUGAUCGUCAUCAGUAAGGGUGUGCAGGAGUGCACAAAGACCAAAGAGUUUGAGAGGUUUCAGGAGAUGUGUUAUAAAGCGUAUCUGGCCAUCCGUCAGCACGCCAGCCUCUUCAUCAACCUCUUCUCUCUGCUCUUGGGCUGUGGGAUGCCUGAGCUGCAGAGCUUUGACGACAUCGCCUACCUGCGCAAGACACUGGCGCUGGAGAAGAACCAGCAGGACGCUCUGGAGUACUUCACCAAACAGAUGAACGACGCCCACCACGGAGGAUGGACCACCAAGAUGGACUGGAUUUUCCACACCAUCCGACACAUGCCCAACGAGCACUGACACACACACACACACACACACACACACACACACACACACACUCACUCACAGACACACACACACACACACACGCGCACACACACACACACACUCACUCACUCACAGACACACACACACAAACACACUCUCUCACACACACACACACACUCUUACACACACAAACACAAACACACUCUCUCACACACACACACACACACACACACACUCUCACACACACAAACACACACACACACACACACGCACACACACACUCACUCACUCACUCACACACACACACACACACACACACACACACACAGACACACACACACACACUCUCACACACACAAACACACACACACACACACACACACACACACUUCAGUGAGCUCAGAUCGCUGUGAUGUAACGCUGCCUUCAUAAGUUUACAUCCCCUUAACUGAAUCUAUAAAAUUAAUUAUUGUAGCAAAAUCAGAGGAGUUCAUAACAAUGCCAUGUUGCACUAAGGCCCAGAUGGAAUACACUGUAAGAAAUGAUUUUCUUCCUCUGGGGUUUUUUUUUCUAGUAUAAAUAUAUACAAAUUCUGGAAUUAAGAUGCAUUUACUUGACAAGUAAAAUGACUUGUCAAUUUAAAAAAAGUUAUUUAAAAAAGAUGUCUUGUUUUCUGAAAAAAAAAAAACCAAAUCUUGUUCAUUUUUGCAUUUAGUAAAAAUAUCUGCCAAUGAGGUAAGAAAAAUAAUAUUGUUUAGCCUUUCAAUUAAGAACAUUUUUCUUACUCUAUUAGCAGAUACUUCUAACCAACUAACAAAAUUAGGAUCAUAUUUUCAGAAAAAACAAAACAAAAUAUCUUAAAGGGAUUUUUCACCCAAAAAUGAAAAAUUGUCCAUUAUUUACUCACCCUCAAGUCCUCCUAGGUGUAUAAUUUUUUGUUUGUGAUCUUUGAAGCUGUUUAAUGUCAGUAAGCAGGUGUUGUUGUACUGUUGUACGUGGAAGCGGUCCGGCGGAUGAUGUGUGAGGUCAGGGCUGCGCAUGCGCCGCUCAGAAGUGAUGCACGCAGAAGCGCAGCGGAGAGAUCAAAACAAAACUAUGGUCAUAAUUAGAAGUACAAAACAAGGAUUUGUAAAGAAGAAUGUCAGAGGAUUUCAAUAUAAACCAAGAGAAGACUGUUUCCUUUGCUCCCAGUAACAAACGUUGGUUUUCAGGAGACUCGCGCCGACACCAUACGUCAUUCCCCUGGAACUGCUUCAGUGUACAACUGCUGGCGCAAGAUAGAUUAAAUUACCUUUUAAUAUGGAUAUUUUUCUUACAAAAAUACAUAGAUUAACUACAGGGGGCUUUUGUUCUCCCCAGGAGCUGUGUGAGACACUUCUUAUUAUGGAUGGAUGCGCUUUGUUUCACUUCUUUUGGACUGAAGCACUGUAGCCAUUAAACAGCUUGAAAGAUCAAAUACCAUUUUUAAUAUAAUUCUGACCGGAUUCAUCUGAAAGAAUGAAGUCAUACACCUAGGAGGACUUGAGGGUGAGUAAGUAAUGGACUCAUUUUCUUUUUUGGUUGAACUAACACAUUAAGUAAUUUUACUCUUCAAGUAAAUGCAUACUGAUUUAAGAAUUUUUUUAUAUAUUUAUACUAGAAAACAAGACAAAAAUACUAAGCAAGAAAAUAUUUUUUUGCACUGUAGCUAGUUUCCUCCACUGAAGGUCAUUUUUUAUUUGUGACAUUUUAUCUCACAAUUUGUACUUUUUUCUCGCAAUUGUGACUUUGUUUCUGAGAACUGUGAAUAUAAACUCAAAUUCUAAGAAAAUAGUCCCUCCCCCCUCAGAAUUGGACUUGGAUCCGUACAAUUGAUCAAGUUGAAAACGGUUAUACCCCUUCUUUGGGUCAAAUGGUAACGUAUUCUUUAAAUAUUACUAUAAUAAUAUUUAACCAAACAAAUAUGGCCACCAGCAGCCAAUCAAACUUCAGCAGCUCAUAACAUCAAAUCUGAAUGGCUAAGUGUUAUGAAGCAUGACAGACACAUAGAAGGCAUCUCAAUUAAGCUGUACGUUAAAUUUAGUCAGAAUCAGCCAAAAGGUGGUGCUACAUUUACACAAAAGACCCAGAAUACUAACUCUGGUCACCUGUUUGUAUGUUCAGUGACGGAUGCUCCUGAGUCUAUAGUUCGGAUCAGUUCAACUUUCCACUGGACAUACUUUGCUUUUCCAGCAUCUUGUGCAAAUUUGAGCUCUUCCCAGCAGUGACUGUGUGAUCUCGGAGAAUGAACGAGGGAUUUAAAGCACAACUAUUAUAGAGCUGCAAACAUUCAGUGAUGCUCCAGAAGGAAGCACAAUGCAUUAAGUGUGUGGUGUGUUGAACUGCUUGAGACUCAGAGUACAGACUGCUCGAGUACAGUCGUUGAUUCUCAUUGUAAUGACUCAAGCUUGCAAACAGGGUCAUUUGUGACAAUUCGGUUAUUAUUUUGUCUCAUCAUUUACAUGUUAACAUCUGAUUAUUCACUAAACAGCACUAAAUAAAACAUGACGUUUCUCUGAUCCUUUGGUUCAGUAAAGGGGGUGUAAACUUAUGACCAGUUUUCUAUAAAAAUAUUAUUAAAUGCUUUGCAUUGUCCUUAAACACAAAUAAUCCAAAUUCUCAUUAUACAGUAGCAUGACAAAAACAAUGUUAGAUAUGCCACAGCAGUAUUUUGUAUUUUUAUUUUUGUAGUAUUUAUAUAGUAGUGUGACUCAUUAGAGUUGUAGAUGUGUAAAUGUGCAAAAAAUUUGAAAACUGGCUUCCUUUUCUUCAUGAUCUAAAUUUGAUUGUUUUUUUGUCUUUUGAAUUUGGGGUGAAAGACGUUUUCUCUCACAUGCUAGCUGUUAGCAAGGUCAAACCGCGACGCAAGAUUGAGUCACAUGACCACAGGACGAGCGCUUUGAUAUGUCCCAGCUUCCUGUUUCAACAGGAAAAAUACGCCACCACUGGAAAAAAAAAAAAACCUGUGGGCAGCUGUGAAAAUGAAUGGCGCUGAACGCUAACAAGAAACCACACACACACACACACACGGUCCAAUACUGUGACAAACCGCUGAGAUGCUUUAAAAAGCAACAGGAAGUUCCCAGAACAGUAAAGAUUUUCUCAGAAUCAGUGUGACACCGUAGAGGCUUAUGGGAAACCCCUAAUCUGAGACGAGCCGUACCUCUGGACCAUAGACUGUAUCACGCUGAUGAUGAUGAAGAUGAUGAAGAGCCUGCAGUCGCUUCAGCAGAGUUUACAGUCCUCCUCAGGGAAUCACGGUCAAAGGUCAAACUUUGAACGGCACUGCCACCUUUAAUCCAAACAGCAGCAGAGGUCAUAUCAAAGACACUACCCAGAAUGCACUGCAGCUAACAGCUCUGGUCCUCCACUAGUCUUCCACGCAACUAAGAGCUUAUGCAUUGUUGGACAGAACAGUUAGCAUGUUCGGAGAAAUUCUAUUGCAAUUCUAUUUUCUGUCUUCUUUUGAUGUGACACUGCGAGACGGCAAUCGAAAUCCCUGCGAGUUUACAAUCGAUCAAUCAGAAGCUGUAGAAACCAGCUGAUUUAAAUUCUGCGACCUACAAUCGACCAAUCAUUGACGAGUUCAUGGGUUUCACUUGCUUGUGUGUUUUUUGACUGACAGCAGUUCUCAGAUCAGAUCUUCAGCUGUCAUUUAAAAUGUCUUUCUGUAAGCGCAUGAAUGCGUUUAGUGUUUGUGAAUGAGCAAUAAGAGCGAUUCGGAGCCGUACUGUAAUCCUGAUAACGGACCGAUCCAGAGUGUGUCUUAGUGAUUGUUUAGUGUUUAGUCUUUUAAUAAACUUUUUCAAAUAUU
Messenger RNA from Carassius gibelio (silver crucian carp), 7383 nucleotides. RefSeq lists its product as uncharacterized. Gene Ontology annotation, molecular function: 1-phosphatidylinositol-4-phosphate 3-kinase activity; 1-phosphatidylinositol-3-kinase activity. The transcript is spliced from 22 exons. Lineage: Eukaryota; Metazoa; Chordata; Actinopteri; Cypriniformes; Cyprinidae. Gene Ontology annotation, biological process: phosphatidylinositol-mediated signaling; phosphatidylinositol 3-kinase/protein kinase B signal transduction; cell migration. The record is from RefSeq and is a predicted model, not a curated record. Gene Ontology annotation, cellular component: phosphatidylinositol 3-kinase complex, class IB; phosphatidylinositol 3-kinase complex, class IA; plasma membrane. The coding region runs from base 369 to 3581 and encodes 1070 amino acids.